This is a messenger RNA of Loa loa (African eye worm), 1308 nucleotides long. RefSeq lists its product as hypothetical. The record is from RefSeq and is a predicted model, not a curated record. The transcript has 10 exons. Lineage: Eukaryota; Metazoa; Nematoda; Chromadorea; Rhabditida; Onchocercidae. Bases 1 to 1308 code for a protein of 435 amino acids.
AUGAGAUAUCUCAGGUCACAUGGUCUAUUCAAUUUGCAAUUAGUAAGCAGUAGUAUUGGUAACGCACUAUUCGAGAAUGCACUAUUUGCCGCUCCUGCUAGAUUCAAAUUUCCUAAUGCUAGUAACACUAGCAAUGGUAAUGGGAAGCAAUGCUCAAUCACUUUUAGGAAUGUGCUCAACAUGAACAAGAUAUUGUCAAAAUUUGACGAUUUCUCACCCAAUAAAGGAACAAGCAACGAUAUUAAUAAUGGUGAAUCAGGAUGGGAAUUCUGGAGCCGAGUGUACGAUGACCCAGUGCUAAAGUCGCAAAUAACUGAUCGCUUCCAUAAUGCACCAACUGUAUCAGAGAUGUUAACAAGCGAAAAACUCAUUCGCGCGCAACUUACAUUUCUAAAUGUACCACGAAUCGGUGCUGCUUCCCAGCAGAUUAUUCGAUCUCUUAUCGAAAGCGAAUGCGGAAAAAAUAUUGCUAUAUUCGAUAUUGCCAUCAGUAACCGGCGUUGGCGUGUCCGCUUCUAUCGCUGCGAAGACGCUCUGGAAGUUCACCGGGCCUUUGACGGUUACCGUUUUCGAAACCGAUUCUUGUCGGUUCGUUAUGAGGAUUAUGUUACUUGUAAGAUUUUUGAGUUGGAGAAGCAACCAACCGGGUCGGAAUUGGAGUCCAAAAUAGGCUAUCCAUCGGAUAUGAAUAUUUCCUCUAAUAUCGAGAAAAACACGUGGGAUGCUAUCGAAUCUACCCAGAUUAAACUAUUCAAAAAUGAUUUGAUAAGACUGCUAGAAAAUGCGGGCAAAAAUAAUCCAGGCAUUUGUAUCGAUGACCCGCGUAUCACACAGCUCAGAUCUUGUGAAUCAGCGCUUAUCGAGGCAAUGCUAAAACAAUGGCCUGUUGGUCUAUUUCGCAUGUGUGCUCCGCAGGUUUGUAUGACCGGAAGAUACCUUAGCUUGGGUCACCAAAGUCAAAGCUCUGUGUUAAGCAAAGUCGAUAUCGAGUCGUACCCACGGAUAUACGUCGAGACAUGGGAACCUCUUGCGCCAACAAUAAUUCACACCAAGUAUCAUCUAGUGGAUUACUCUUGCGCCCUUUUGCGUCAUUUCGGUGCGCAACAAAUACAAGUGGACCUACCAUGGCGAAUUCUAACGACCCUUCUUCCAUCCAGUGCAGACUGGCCACAAGAUUCUGUAGAACUAAUGAAUUUGGUAGCCAAAUUAUCGCCUCAUACAAGCAUAUUUGGAGGAACGUUAUUCCUAGUGACUGACGAAUGUCACAGACGAGCACUGGCGGAAAAACUGUUACAUUUACCGGAAUGA